AAGUUUUUCGCUUAAAAGGUGAUGUAGUAAUUUUAAUAAGUUACUUAUACUGGAAGUUUCGAGAUCUAGUUCAUAACUAAAUGCAGUGAAAACGUGUUUGCUGCAUUUGACGUGAGACGAGAGUAGAAAAAUAUUGGAUAACAAUGGCGGACGAAGAAUUACCAUCGGGUUGGGAAAAACGUUUAAGCAGAUCUACCGGACAACACUAUUAUUUAAAUAUUUAUACUAAAGAAAGUCAAUGGGAUCGACCAGACAAACCUGCAGAUCCAUCUGGAACUAAUAAAGAAGAUGGCCCAGAAGAAGUUCAAUGUUCACAUUUAUUAGUAAAACAUUCAGGUUCUCGUCGACCAUCUUCUUGGCGGGAAGAAAAUAUUACAAGAUCAAAAGAAGAAGCUCUUGAACUUAUCAAAUCUUACAGAGAACAAAUUGUAUCUGGAAAAGCGACAUUUGCUGAACUUGCUUCAAAAUAUAGCGAUUGUAGUUCAGCUAAGCGAGGUGGAGACUUGGGACCAUUCAGUAGAGGUGCAAUGCAGAAGCCUUUUGAACAAGCAGCAUUUGCACUUAAAGUUGGUGAAUUGUCUUCACCUGUUCACACAGAUAGUGGUAUCCAUAUCAUUCAGCGAACAGCAUAAAAGAUUGAUCUUGAAUAAAGUAUUAAAUUUGUUAACAAAAUUUCCUCAGUUUUGCUAAUGACAUAUGUUCAUAAUAAUAGAAAAUUUUCACAAUUGUAUUCAAAAUCAUGUAUAUUUACUUAUGCAGUGGAAAGUUUUUUGUAUAUGGAUGUGACGUAUGUAAAUAUUUUUUUUUAACUCAAUAUCCAGUUAUAUAUUUAUGUCUUCCAGUUGAAUCUUAACUGAAGUAGUAUAUUACGAAGUUAUAAUUAAUUUAAAAAUUUGUCAUAGUGUGCAUUUUUAAUAUGAGCAUUUUCAUGCAAUGAAAGCAAAUCAGAUAUUUAAAUAUUAUGCAAGAUAAAAUAGAUGGAUUGUAUGCACAUAUUUAACAAUAUUUUCUAUUCAUAUUUGCUAAUUUUACAUUCCUUAAAUAUUAGCUAAGUUUUGCCUGAUUAUUAACAACGUUUUUUAGUGUUUCUGUUUUACAUAAGUUAUAAAUCACUUUAAAUUAUAAGUUCCUGUAAAAGAAAGAUUUUAAUUUUUCCUUUGUUUCAAAACAAUUGAGAUAUAAAAGAAAGUAUAAUAAACGUGAAAGAUGAAUUCUGUUACUUGUAUUGCAAUAAUAAACUAAGUAUUUCAUGUUUAAAUUAGUGCAUCAAAUUUAAAACAAAUGUUUUGCCCACUUAAAAUGAAUUUAAUAUCGAUAAAAUAAAUCAUAUUAUACAUAUGUGUAACUGUGAAGUUUUUGCUCAAGUAACGACAGAUGUUUGUCAUGAUUUUAUAAUUAUUCUUAAAGUUUAUUUAAAAAAAAAUAUACUACUUUUUAGAAAUACAAAAAGAUAGAGGUAGGAUAUUUAUGUGUAACUCAGUUUAAUCAUUUUAACUGUUAUUAAUACAAAUUUAUGAUCAUUGAACAUAAUAACUUAAUUUUUAUUUAUAUUUAGCUGGAAUAAACUACAAUUAUAAAUAUGCCACUAGAAAAAGUACAAUUAUUUGAGAUAAUUACAGCUUACAAUAAUAAUUUGAAAUUAAUAAUAUAAUAUAAAUUUUUAUUGUUCUUCGCUUUAUUUUAACAUUUUAAUAGAAAUAAAUUUUUAAUUCAAAUAUAAAAACAAAGAAGCUUGUUUAGAAAUCAUUCAUGUUUCCAAUAUUCUUCAUAUUUCUAGUCUGUGUCUAUAAUAAUUUAUGUUUUUGAAGACUGUGAAUAAAUAUUUAUGAAAUACAUUCUGCUUACUAUACUUAUAUAGUAAGACACAUGUAUUAGAUUUAUAAUAAUUAUUUCCUAUCAUUCAGUACAGUGUAUCUAAUUUAAUUAUAUGUAUAUACAAUAUCUAUGUAUGAAAUAAUUUGUCCUAUUGCAAGAAAUAUAUUACAACUAAAUGUGAUAAUGAUUUGCAUAUAAAUGCAUUUAUCUACAUUAAAAAUAAACAUGUCUAACCGACAUUAAUUUUCAUUUCUUUAAUUUCAUAAUAAAUUAUGUAAACGUUCCUAAAACAUGUUUUUGUUAAAAGCAUUGCUUGUGCACAAAUUUCAUACUAUUUUUUCAACAAUGGUAGUGAUAAAUGCAUUAGUCUCGUAAAAAAUGUAUUAAAAGGAUUUGCGAAAAAACAAUUAAAUACAUGUAACAAAUA
Molecule: messenger RNA, 2242 nt
Organism: Megachile rotundata (alfalfa leafcutting bee)
Lineage: Eukaryota; Metazoa; Arthropoda; Insecta; Hymenoptera; Megachilidae
Product: peptidyl-prolyl cis-trans isomerase NIMA-interacting 1
Cellular component (GO): nucleus; cytosol
Molecular function (GO): protein binding; peptidyl-prolyl cis-trans isomerase activity
Source: RefSeq, a predicted model, not a curated record